Messenger RNA from Eucalyptus grandis, 3922 nucleotides. RefSeq names its product probable leucine-rich repeat receptor-like protein kinase At1g35710. The record is from RefSeq and is a predicted model, not a curated record. Bases 40 to 3738 code for a protein of 1232 amino acids. Gene Ontology annotation, biological process: protein phosphorylation. Gene Ontology annotation, molecular function: protein kinase activity; protein binding; ATP binding. The transcript has 2 exons. NCBI's taxonomy places the organism in Eukaryota, Viridiplantae, Streptophyta, Magnoliopsida, Myrtales, Myrtaceae.
AACGAAGAAAAGCCCACCCCAAAAAACCUCAAACCUCUCAUGGCCUCGUCUCAGAAACAACUCUCAAUGUUGUUCCUCGCUUACCUUCUUAUCAUAUUCCCGCAACAAAUGUCUUGUCUUGCUUCAUCUCGAAGCUCUUCUCUAGUUGCCCUUACUGAUGCUAGUAACCAUACGGUAAAUGAGGAAGUGGAGGCACUCCUAACAUGGAAGUCUAAGUUAGACAGCGGGAGUCGCUAUAAUUUGUCUUCAUGGAAUGGAAGCAGCCCUUGCUCAUGGCGCGGAAUCGAUUGUGAUCCUCUGGGGAGCGUUGUGAGCUUCAACCUUUCAUCUUCUGCCAUACGUGGUACGCUUCACUCUCUCAAUUUCUCCCAUUUGCCCAACUUGGUCACUCUUAGCCUUCCCUACAAUAAGCUCUUCGGGAACAUCCCUGUGAGCAUUGGCCAUCUUUCCAAGCUUAUUCGUCUGGAGUUAAUUGGAAAUAACCUUUCGGGAAACAUUCCAAUUGAACUUGGGUCUUUGCGAUCUUUACAAUAUCUCGAUCUUGCUAGUAAUAGUUUGACUGGCCCAAUUCCCAUUGAGAUACUUGGCUUGAGCAACUUGACAGUACUAAGCCUUGCAUUUAAUAAGCUUUAUGGUUCCAUUCCUAAAGAAAUAGGAAUGCCACCUUUACAAUAUAUCAAUCUUAGUCGUAAUGAUUUGACUGGCCCAAUUCCCGUUGAGAUACUUGGCUUGAGCAACUUGACAUUUCUAAGCCUUGGAUAUAAUAAGCUCUUCGGGAACAUCCCUCUGAGCAUUGGCCAUCUUUCCAAGCUUAUUCAUCUGGAUUUAAGUCACCAUAACCUUUCGGGAAACAUUCCAAUUGAACUUGGGUCAUUGCGAUCUUUACAAUAUCUUGAUCUUUCUUGGAACAGCAUCGCUGGUCCUAUUCCUUCUUCCAUCGGAAACAUGAGUAGCUUGAGGGAGUUUUGGCUUGGUGGUAAUCAACUUGUUGGAUCCAUUCCAAAUGAAAUAAGAAGGUUGGGGUCUCUCCAUAUACUUGACUUAUCUUCCAAUUAUCUCAAAGGAUCCAUUCCAAUUGAACUCGGGUCAUUGCGAUCUUUACAAUAUCUCAAUCUUUCUACGAACAGCAUCGCCGGUCCUAUUCCUUCUUCCAUCAGAAACAUGAGUAGCUUGGGGGAAUUAUGGCUUAAUUAUAAUCAACUUGUCGGAUCCAUUCCAAUUGAACUUGGGUCAUUGCGAUCUUUAAGAGAUCUCGGUCUUAUUGAUAACAACAUUUCCGGUCCUAUUCCUUCUUUCAUUGGAAACAUGAGUAGCUUGGGGCGGUUAUUGCUUGCUCGUAAUCAACUUGUCGGAUCCAUUCCGAAGGAAAUAGGAAGGUUGGGGUCUCUCUAUGUACUCGACUUAUCUUCCAAUUAUCUCAAAGGAUCCAUCCCUACAACUUUAGGAAAUUUGAGUAAUUUGGCAUAUCUUCACCUCUAUGACAACCAGCUUUCUGGCUCCAUACCUUCGGAAGUUGGAGGAAUGAGUUCAUUGAUAAAAAUGCAAUUGGCAGACAAUAAUUUAACAGGUCCUAUCCCGUCGUCCAUAGGCAACUUGACCCACCUAUCGGACCUUCAUAUUGCCAACAACUUAUUGUCGGGCUCUCUUCCCACCGAGAUGAAUAAUCUCACAUCCAUCGCAAGAGUAAGUCUGAAUGAAAAUCACUUUGUUGGCCAAUUGCCACAAGAAAUAUGCAGUAGCCAAACUCUUAUGAAUUUUAGUGCAGGAAACAAUCACCUCACUGGAAUCUCAAGAAGCCUGAAAAAUUGUUCAAGUUUGAUUAGACUUGGGCUCAAAAACAACUUGCUCAAGGAUAACAUAACUGAUGCACUUGGUAUGUACCCCUCCUUGGAUUACCUUGAGUUGAGCGACAAUGAACUUUAUGGUGAGCUACCCUCGACAUUGAGUGAAUGUAGAAAAUUGACAAGCUUGACAAUCUCCAACAAUAAAAUCUCCGGUGCCAUACCACCUCAGCUUGGAAACAUGACUCAAUUGCGGAAACUUGACCUCUCUUCAAAUUAUAUUGUUGGAGAAAUUCCUAAAGACCUAGGAAAAUUGAAGUUACUACUACAGCUUUUGUUGGACUGCAACCUUUUGGUAGGCCACAUCCCUCAAGAACUUGGAGCAUUGUCCAAUCUAGAAUCACUCAACAUUGCAGGAAAUAACUUGAGUGGCUCAAUUCCUACCCAACUUGGGGAGGGCUCCCACCUUCUAUUCUUAAAUUUAAGUAGGAAUAAUCUAGAAAAGAGUAUUCCCAUCGAGAUUGGGAAUCUUCAAUCCCUUCAGCAUCUCGAUUUGAGUCAAAAUUUCCUCACAGGAGAAAUACCUAGACAACUUGGGCUAUUGCACAGAUUAGAAAUACUCAAUCUCUCACACAAUCAAUUAUCGGGUUCAACUAUGUCAACAUUUCAAGAUAUGAUAAGCUUGACAUCCAUCGACAUAUCGUUUAAUGAGUUAGAGGGUUCUUUACCAAACAUUCCAGCCUUUCGUAAUGCUACGAUUGGAGUUGUGAGAGGGAACAAAGGCUUGUGCGGAGACAUUGCUGGUCUUAGCCCCUGUACAAAACCAAUGUUGAAAGGAAGAAACAAAAACAAAAAGUUGCUGCUAGUUUUGAUUCCUACUUUCGGUUGCCUACUUUCUUUGCUUCUUGUUGUGGGAGCUUCAAGUAUUGGAUGCCGAAGAAUAAGAAAAACAGAGGCUACUUCAGCUAAUGGAAGCAAUGAGAAUCCCUGGGUAAUAUGGAGCUUUGAUGGAAGAAUGGUUUAUGAGAGCAUCAUUGAAGCCACAGAAGAGUUUGAUGCCAAAUAUUGCAUCGGUGUGGGAGGACAGGGGAGUGUUUACAAGGCCCAAUUGCAAACAGGUGAAACUUUUGCUAUAAAGAAAUUUAAAGAAGCAGUGGACGUAGAAAUGGCCAAUCAAAAAGCAUUUGAACGGGAGAUUCAUGCUUUGACCGAAACUCGGCAUCGAAAUAUCAUCAAGCUCUAUGGCUUUUGCUCGAGUUCUCGACAUUCAUUUUUGGUAUACGAGUUCUUGGAAUCGGGCAGCUUGAAGGAUGUAUUGAACAAUGAAGAGAUGAUGGCAACAUUUGACUGGAAUAGGAGAGUGAAUGUUGUCAAAGGGGUGGCUUAUGCAUUGUCCUACAUGCACCAUGAAUGCUCUCCUCCUAUAAUUCAUCGAGAUGUCUCGAGCAAGAACAUUUUAUUGGAUGAAGAAUAUGAAGCUCACGUCUCUGAUUUUGGCAUGGCUAAGGUUUUAAAAUCUUAUUCAUCCAAUUGGACUUCCUUUGCAGGCACCUUUGGAUAUGCAGCUCCAGAACUCGCAUACACAAUGGAAGUGAACGAGAAAUGCGAUGUUUAUAGCUUCGGAGUGGUGGCAUUGGAAGUAAUCAUGGGAAGCCAUCCGGGCGACCUCAUUUCUUCACUUGCGUCCUCAUCUUCAUCACCAUCGAACAAUUCAACAACUUCUUGGCCACUGAAGGAAGUUUUAGAUCAAAGAAUUCCAUACCCAAAAGGUAAUGUUCUAGGGGAAGUGGCUUUAGUGACAAAGACGGCAUUGUCAUGCUUAAAUCCCAAACCAGAGCAUCGUCCAACCAUGCAACAAGUUUCUAGGGCAAUAUCAACAUGUAACUCCAUCAUGCAAAGUGCAUUAGAGGACAUCAAAUUGGAAGAACUAGUUGAUCCUACACGCUUCACUUUUUGAGAUAAUAUGGUCUUUCAGUUGUAGCCUAUGUAGCAAAUCGUCUUUUGUAACUUUUUUUUUUUGGUAAAAAUAUUUUGUACUUUAUUUAUCUUAGCUAACUUCAUUAUCCAUUUCUGUAAUGGUUCGUUAGUUACUUGAAAGCUUUUGGGAAUUUUUGUCAUUUGCAAUUCCAUCCUGGAACGGU